AUGUUUUUGAUUCAGAUUUUCCGAUGUUCAUUCAAUGAAACUCGUAUUAAUGGACCGCACUCUAAUUUUCUCAGCUAUGACGUGAUCAUCUUCGAUUUCGGACUAUUUCAUGAGCUUAUACAGGCUCAAGAGUGCAUAGCGAAUUAUUUGGAUGGUGGUUAUAUGCGGUGUUUAUGGUGUUUCAGUCAGUUGGUGGCGAUUGGAUGUGCGUUAUUCAGUAUUGUGUGCAUUCGACAAGCACAUCCACUUUACUUAUGGCCUUUACUAAUUAUGCAGAAUGCAUAUUGCUUCGGUCUUAUGAUUUUGACGAUCGCAACGGCCGAUAAAGUGCUUGUGAGUAUUUUGCAUCCACUCAACGGACACCUCAAUCUUUUGAUAGCGGCCUUUUUUGUUGGUACUUGUACGAAUCAUCUGUUCAAUUACAUUCUUUGGCAUUUCUACUGGUAUCGAGAAGCCGAUUUCUUGCGGCGAACUGGACAGCAUGUGAUACCGUUUUGGGUUUAG
Molecule: messenger RNA, 504 nt
Organism: Anisakis simplex (herring worm)
Lineage: Eukaryota; Metazoa; Nematoda; Chromadorea; Rhabditida; Anisakidae
Source: the annotation of a GenBank genome assembly